Spirodela intermedia is the source of this 1114-nucleotide messenger RNA. The record is from the annotation of a GenBank genome assembly. NCBI's taxonomy places the organism in Eukaryota, Viridiplantae, Streptophyta, Magnoliopsida, Alismatales, Araceae.
AUGCCGUCGGGUGCUAAGAAGAGGAAGGCCGCCAAACGCAAGAAGGAGCAGGAGCAGCAGCAGUCACCGCUGGGUGUCCACCCUCCGGUCUCCCCGACCUUGUUAACUGCUGGUGUUCCGCAUUCUCCUCAAGGUUUUUCUCAAAGUUCCUCGUCCCCCUCUCCCCUCAAAAAACCUUGCUCUUUUCACGUGAUUCUAUUCCACAUUUCUGAUGUGUUUCAUGGUUUGUAUCUGUCAAUGGAGCAGGCCAGGAGGAAGACGAUCUGAUCAGUCAAAGCAGCAAGAGGAGUGACAGCGGAAGUGAAUCUGCUUCGCCUCAGGCGCAGGGCGAUCGGGAAUUCCGCCUAGAACUCGAUCGAGAGGAUGAGAAAGGUAGCGAUUCUGCUGGGCCGGUGGAUGUCGUUAAGGUGAUGGGCAGCAUCGAGAACAGCGUCGAAGAGCAUGCAAUAGAACCGUUGACACCGGAGAAGACGGAGGCGGCCAUGAAGAAGACAUUGGAGGCCCAAGAUGUGGGGAUGGUGCUCGGAAAGGAGCUCCCACAGCGAUUUCCAUCUCAUCCUCCUUCCCACACCUCUACAGAGAUCCCCACUUCCGAGCAUGAAUCAGUUACCAUUGACGACCGUCAAUCGGAGAGGAGCGAGGAUGUUAAUGUCGGGGAAGAAGUCCCUCCCCCACCUCCACUGGAACCGAAGCAAUCGAAGUCAACAUACUCUGCUGACUUUCCGGAUGAAGAGGUGGAACAACCUUCAGAUAUGCUGCCAGAGAGCAUCAAUACGGGUGGAAGUGUGGAGAAGCUGCUGAACAGUAAAGCCGUAGAUGGAGUCCUCCCUCUUUCUAAUGCUACCUCCGAGCAGCCCCAUGACCCUUAUGGGGUUCACAACAAUGGAGGAGGUCAAGAAAUUUCAGUGAGUGCUCAGGUAUGAGAUGGUUUUCCAUUGUUCUCAUUGAAAUGCUAAUAUUUUCCUUUGUUUAAUCGUGAAAUGAAGAAUUUACUUUACACUUCUGAUUUUAUUUUUUUUAUAAAAAGGUUCUCCGUCCCACACAGUUGAAGGAGCGAGCUUCGUGGUUGAGUUGCUGUGGCCUUUUUGAUUUAAUUUCGGGUGCAAGUAAAUAA